AUGUCCCAAUCACCCCUUCCCCAAGCAUACAAGCUCGUACGACAGAUCCUCUCCUCCUCCCCCUACGGUCUCCACACAAAAGACAUCGUCAGACAAGGCGUUGCGCUCUAUGCCGACAAACUUCCCAGGGAAGCGCUCGACAAUAUCCCAGAGCCAGUGAACGAGAGGAUACACAAGGGGAAGAAGAAGCAUGUCCCGGAGAAGCAGCUCGUCCCGGAAGGCCAUCCGUUCAUCUCAACAAGUUUCUUGAAGAACCGUGUCCUCCCUGUCCUUCAAUCACAAAAUCUCAUCCACAAGCACCCCGUGCACCCCAAACCCUCAGAACUAGACCCUUCCUCCCCAUCGGCAGCCAAACGCGGCAAUGCCAAACUUGAAUUUGUCUGGUCUCUCCGCGAGCAACCUGCAGACCUUCCGGAAGGAGUGUCUUGGUCUACCGCGGAGCAAUGGGAACGUUUCAUUCAAGGCGAGCACCCGGGGCUGGUAGGGAGAGACUACAAGGAGAUGUUGGAGCAGAUCAAGGUUGCCAAGAGGAAGGAGGCCAUUGAAAGCGGGAAGGCCAGGCGAACGGAUGAGGAGAUCAGGGCGUGGGAGGGAAGACGGGUAGGGGUCACGACGGAGAAGGAGAGGUACCACUUGAAUAAGAGAAGAGAAGCGAACCGCCCCCGGAAAGAGUGGAAGAACCAGGAAGAGUGGCAGCGGCUGCUGAACGAGUCAUAG
Messenger RNA from Cryptococcus wingfieldii CBS 7118, 717 nucleotides. RefSeq lists its product as hypothetical. The record is from RefSeq and is a predicted model, not a curated record. NCBI's taxonomy places the organism in Eukaryota, Fungi, Basidiomycota, Tremellomycetes, Tremellales, Cryptococcaceae. The coding region runs from base 1 to 717 and encodes 238 amino acids. The transcript is spliced from 2 exons.